Motacilla alba alba is the source of this 1551-nucleotide messenger RNA. The record is from the annotation of a RefSeq genome assembly. Lineage: Eukaryota; Metazoa; Chordata; Aves; Passeriformes; Motacillidae.
AUGACAUUCAUCAACCGAUGACUAUUCUCGACCAACCACAAAGAUAUCGGAACACUAUACCUAAUUUUUGGCGCAUGAGCCGGAAUAGUAGGUACCGCCCUAAGCCUCCUUAUUCGAGCAGAGCUAGGUCAACCCGGAGCCCUCCUAGGAGACGACCAAGUCUACAAUGUAGUCGUCACUGCUCAUGCUUUCGUAAUAAUCUUCUUCAUAGUCGUGCCCAUCAUAAUUGGGGGAUUCGGAAACUGACUAGUUCCCCUAAUAAUCGGAGCUCCAGACAUAGCAUUCCCCCGAAUAAACAACAUAAGUUUCUGACUACUGCCCCCAUCCUUCCUCCUCCUACUAGCAUCAUCUACAGUUGAAGCAGGAGCAGGCACAGGCUGAACCGUGUACCCCCCGCUAGCCGGCAACCUAGCCCACGCCGGAGCUUCAGUCGACCUGGCAAUUUUCUCCCUACACCUAGCCGGUAUCUCUUCAAUCCUAGGUGCAAUCAACUUCAUUACAACAGCAAUCAACAUAAAACCUCCUGCCCUCUCACAAUAUCAAACCCCACUAUUCGUUUGAUCAGUCCUAAUCACCGCAGUCCUACUGCUACUCUCUCUGCCAGUACUAGCUGCCGGUAUCACAAUACUCCUCACAGACCGUAACCUCAACACUACAUUCUUUGAUCCUGCAGGAGGAGGAGACCCUGUUUUAUACCAACACCUCUUCUGAUUCUUCGGACACCCAGAAGUCUACAUCCUAAUUCUCCCAGGAUUCGGAAUCAUCUCCCACGUAGUAACAUACUACGCCGGAAAAAAAGAACCUUUCGGCUACAUAGGAAUAGUAUGAGCAAUACUGUCCAUCGGAUUCCUAGGGUUCAUCGUCUGAGCCCACCACAUAUUCACAGUAGGCAUGGACGUUGACACUCGAGCAUACUUCACAUCCGCUACUAUAAUCAUCGCUAUUCCUACCGGCAUUAAAGUAUUCAGCUGACUGGCUACCUUACACGGAGGUACAAUCAAAUGAGAUCCCCCUAUACUAUGAGCCCUAGGCUUCAUCUUCCUAUUCACCAUUGGAGGGCUAACAGGAAUCGUACUGGCAAACUCCUCCCUGGACAUCGCCCUGCACGACACCUACUACGUAGUUGCCCACUUCCACUAUGUCCUAUCAAUAGGAGCAGUCUUUGCAAUCCUGGCAGGUUUCACACACUGAUUCCCUCUAUUUACCGGAUAUACCCUUCACUCAACAUGAGCCAAAGCCCACUUCGGAGUAAUAUUCGUAGGCGUGAACCUAACCUUCUUCCCCCAACACUUCCUAGGCCUAGCCGGUAUACCACGACGAUACUCAGACUACCCAGACGCCUACACACUAUGAAACGCCAUCUCCUCCGUAGGCUCACUAAUCUCCCUAACAGCCGUAAUUAUGCUAGUCUUCAUCAUCUGAGAAGCCUUCGCAUCAAAGCGUAAAGUCCUACAACCAGAGCUGACAAGCACAAACGUUGAAUGAAUCCACGGCUGCCCACCCCCCUUCCACACCUUCGAAGAACCAGCCUUCGUCCAAGUCCAAGAAAGG